GUUAUGUCAAACAUAUGCACAUUCUUCUUUUGCGCGUAACAGGUUAAAAAUACGGAAACUUAUUAGAAUGAAGAGACAUUCAAACGUAGGAAGCGUCGAUUAUUAUCCUAAAUUAAGAUACUCGUUUCCUCAGUUUUGGUUUGGAUGCUGGACCGAUGUUGUAUUAACUUUAAUCGGAUUACUAGCUGCAAUUUUAAGUGGAUUUUGCGUUCCUGGAACAAUAAUUCUAUACGGAAAUCUUGCUGAAUCCUUUGUACAAUAUCAUAUACAUAAUGCCAUUAAAGGUAUUAAUGAAACGAGUGAAUUUCCCGUGGGAUUUAGAGGAUACAAUGAUCAAUUUCGAGGUACUUCGAAGGAACUGGCCAAAGAGACGUUGAAUUUCGCAAUUUACUCCUUGUUUUUCGCAAUUUGCCAAAUGAUUUUUACAAUGAUAUUUAUCAUUUGCCUUAAUCAUGCUGCAAUUAAUGAAUCAAUUCAAGCGAGACAGAUUCAUUUCAAAGUUUUAUUACGUCAGAAUAUCGCAUGGUUUGAUUCUCAAAAUCCGGAAGAUUUGGCCUCCAGGAGUAUCAGAGAUACAAGUUAUCUGGAGUCAGGAUUGGGCGAGAAGCUUGGAAUGUUUGUAUCAAGUACAAUUGCCGCCUGCAAUUGUAUUUUAGUUGCAUUAUAUUAUGGCUCUAAAUUAGCCGGUACACUGCUUGUUAUAUUACCGAUAAUAGCAGUUAUUAUUUGCAUAGCUAAAUGGGCAAAUGAAUAUAUGCGCGAGCAAGAGGACUUCUUUUACAAACCAGCAGAAUUGAUUGCAGAAGAGUGUCUGACCAAUAUUCGCACUGUCUUGGCUUAUUCUGGCGAAUCGCACGAAUCUAAAAAAUAUGUGGAAAAACUUGUACUGGUAGAAAAUUGUGAAACCACAAAGGGUACUAUUAAUGGUAUCGUUGGUGCGAUUAUUUGGUUUCUCAUGUACUCCAUGUACGGUUUUGCCUUGUGGUAUGGCGUCAACUUAUUGAAGAUUGAACAAAGUUAUACAGUGGCAACAUUAAUAGUGGUAUUUUUUUGUUUGCAAAUUUGUGUUUUGCAUACAUUACAAUUGCCACAAUAUUUACAUAUAAUUGAAAAAUCAAAUGCUGCUUCAAGAAAGAUUAUAGGCAUGAUGAAAAAUACUUCAGAAAUGAAAAUUACGAAUGUUCACGUAUCCGCUGCAAAAACGGAAGUGGGGAUUUCUUUUCGAAAUGUUUUCUUUCGUUAUACACUACAUAACGAUCUCGCAAGUGUUAACAAAUUUAUAUUUACUUAACU
This is a messenger RNA of Cephus cinctus (wheat stem sawfly), 1293 nucleotides long. Its product is annotated as phosphatidylcholine translocator ABCB4-like. The transcript is spliced from 7 exons. The coding region runs from base 68 to 1291 and encodes 407 amino acids. Gene Ontology annotation, molecular function: ATP binding; ABC-type transporter activity. The record is from RefSeq and is a predicted model, not a curated record. Gene Ontology annotation, cellular component: membrane. Gene Ontology annotation, biological process: transmembrane transport. NCBI's taxonomy places the organism in Eukaryota, Metazoa, Arthropoda, Insecta, Hymenoptera, Cephidae.